CACCCUGUACCCUCCGCACCCCUAAAGAUAUUAUUUGUACAAAGAUACCCUUUCCUGAUAACUGAUAAAGUUAUUUGAACAGUUUUACACCAUAAUUGAAGGCACUAGACUAGAGAGAUGGAUACCCACGCCACUCAGUCUCCCGAGGAGAAAAUGAAGCAAGUCGCUGAAUCCACAAGGGACGAGUCUCACGCCGUCUCCGAAACGGUUGCCACAAACAUAACCUCGAAACAGGCGAUACCUCCCACCGAGACCGCAUCAGAAAGCAGGGAUACCGCAAAGGCAGCGAAAGAUAAAGAUCCACGCACAGAGGCCGCCCGAAGAGCUCGAUUCCGCCAGAUAGCUUUGGAAAAUGCGACAAACUGGGAGAAACCAACUGAAGAUACUGUACCGGGGCUCUUUAUAAGAACGAACUACGACACAGCAUCUAUCCCGCUCCCCAAAAAAAAAGUUUUGUCUGAGGAGGCUAGGAAGCGACUCAAGGAGAACAUGAUAUCCGACGAAGGUUUUAGGUAUCCAUACCAAUUCCCGCCGUUCUCUGAGCCUUCUCUGUCGAAGGAUUCCCGCCGAGGGUAAAGGCUACUAUUACAAUACAGUAGAAGGUGUACACCAUGCUCGCCAACAGGACCAGGACUCGGUUUGUGUUGAGGUAAUCAUGGUGACUCCCAUUAUCCUAGUCAGCUUAAGGAAUCAGAUACUAAAUCAAAACUCUGUUGUAUCC
Pseudogymnoascus verrucosus is the source of this 721-nucleotide messenger RNA. RefSeq lists its product as uncharacterized. Bases 118 to 576 code for a protein of 152 amino acids. The record is from RefSeq and is a predicted model, not a curated record. The transcript has a single exon. Lineage: Eukaryota; Fungi; Ascomycota; Leotiomycetes; Thelebolales; Thelebolaceae.